AUGGAGUCUAGACGGCACGAGCUCGGUCAAAUGUUUUUCCCCAAUAGCAGCGAAACCUGCGUAUUCGAUGAAGGCUGCCUGCGAUUCAACAUUGGUGAAGGCAUCGACAUCAUGCUUGGACCUGUGACACCCACAACAGGCAGAGCGGAGGCUGCCGAUUUCUCGGCCCCGUACGACGUCAAUUACGUGGGCCUAAUGGCGUGGAAGCCAGUGAAAUUCGUCGACCCAUUCAACUUCGUCCUCUCCUUCGACCUAAACGUCUGGCUGGGCGUUUUCUUCUGCUGGUUGCUUUUAGCCUUCGUUACGGCGAAGAUGGACAUCAUUUCAAGCUCGUUGUUUAAACACAAGAAGAGGUCAUUCCCCGAAUAUUUCUGGAUCUACUACAAGCUGCUGUAUCCAAAUUGUUACCCUAACAACAAGGCGUCCUGGUUUCGGCUCCUAUUCGGAGUGUGGCUCAUUGCCCUGGUGGUCAUCAUGGGCCUCCUCAACUGCACGCUCACUUCGACGAUGCUUGUGAGGAAGACGAGCGACUACGUGGACAGCUUUGAAGACAUAUUGCGCUUUCCAAAAGUGAAGAUCGCUGCAGAGAAACUGACCUACUUUUCCAAGAUAUUUCAGGAUCCCGUGGGGGAGACGUUCAAAAAACUGAGCAGCCGGCACCAGAAGGUCGUUGGCGUGUACGUGGACGGUCCAGUACUGAGGUCGCUCAUGGACGAAGUUCUCCAGAAGAAACGGGUCAUAGUCGGCCCGGACGUCAUGCUCAAGUCCCACAUCGCCGAUCAUUUUGUCAAGACUGGGACUUGCAGACAUCACGUGGCCAAAGGGACGGGUGGGCCCAUAAACAUCGUGAUGCUCGUCCGGAAGACCUUGCCGAAUGAAUUCAAGAGAAAACUAGACAAAUUCAUCACGCACGUGAACGAGUGCCACGCCUACCACAAGGAGAUGGAGUGGCGCCUGCGCAAUUACACCAUGUGCCAGAAUGAAAAGGACGACGGCAUCAAGCCACUCUCCAUGGUCGACCUCCAGGGCGGAUUCGUUGUUCUUGUGCUACGCUUCUUUGAGGCUGCGUGGAAGCGGUACCAGCCGUAUUCCUGA
Rhipicephalus sanguineus (brown dog tick) is the source of this 1095-nucleotide messenger RNA. RefSeq lists its product as uncharacterized. The transcript is spliced from 7 exons. Bases 1 to 1095 code for a protein of 364 amino acids. Lineage: Eukaryota; Metazoa; Arthropoda; Arachnida; Ixodida; Ixodidae. Gene Ontology annotation, molecular function: ligand-gated monoatomic ion channel activity. Gene Ontology annotation, cellular component: membrane. The record is from RefSeq and is a predicted model, not a curated record.